Adineta steineri is the source of this 1641-nucleotide messenger RNA. NCBI's taxonomy places the organism in Eukaryota, Metazoa, Rotifera, Eurotatoria, Adinetida, Adinetidae. The record is from the annotation of a GenBank genome assembly.
AUGGUGUCUGAAAAUCUUACCGACAAAAUUGUCGAAAAAGUCGAAUUAGCUGCAGAAGUUGGUGCAAAAGUUGCUAAUGUUGUUGGCAAUGCAUUUGAAACAACAAUUGCUGACGUUGAUCAUUCAUCAGGUACAGAAGAAGCAACAUGGACAAAUUAUUUUCUAUCAUUUGGAAUACAUUUUGCAAUGGUUAUUAUUGUUAUACUUCUUAAAUGGCAGUAUGAUCGUAAUCGAUAUCGUUAUCCAAAAGGACCACGUGAUUGGCGACAUAUCAAAGAUGCAAUAUCAUUUCAUAGAAAAAAACGUGAAAAUUUACUUGCAUUAGCAACAGACUAUCCAGAUUCAUGUACAGUUAUGACACAUGUUGGUCGUUUAGUUUUACUUAAUGAUCCAACACUUAUUAAUGAAAUAUUUAUUGGACGUGCUGAUUUAGUUAGUAAUAAAGUUGAUGGAUAUUUAGAAAAUCAAUUGCGUUAUAAAGAAGGCAAACAUAUUCGAACAGGUAUUGUCUUUCGUCAUCAAGAUCAUAAUGCUCGAAUCAUUCAUAAAGCUCUUGUCAAGCAUCUUGAUAAUGAUCUUGUUGGUAAACGUUUUGAUUCUAUUAUACAAGAUCAAUUAAAACAAAUUCGUCUAUCGGAAAAUUUCGAUGUUCGACGUACAACAUUUUAUUUUAGUGUUCGUCUUUUAACAACACUUACAUGUUCAUCAGGUGCUGCAUCAACUGAAGAUAAAACAUUUGAAUUAUUCGAAAAAAAUUUAUAUAAAAUUUCGAAAGCUAUUCAUGCAGAUACAUUUGAAAAAUCUGCUAAAACAAUGUUAACACAAUUAACAGGUUUAUCUGAAACAUUAGAUAUUAAUGAAAAUGUCUUAGAUUAUAUUAAAACUUGGAUACAAUAUAGACGUGGCGAAUCAAAUCGUGUUGCAGGUCUCUCUGAAGAAGAAACAGUAACAUCAACAACAAAAAAUAAUGAUUUUCUUGAUUCAAUUUUGAAUGUCAUUGAUGAAUCGUCACCACGUUUAGAUGAAGAUGAUAUAGCUGCUUGUAUACUUGAUAUAAUUAUGCAUGGAAGUGAAAUGCUUAAAGGUGCACUUUCAUGGCUUCUACUCUAUGUUGUUAAAUAUCCAGAAGAAGCAGAUGCAUGCCGACGUGAAGCACGAGAUAAAAAUUAUGCAUCAUUUAAUCUUUCAUCAGCCGAAUCACUUGUCCACACACAAGCGUUUGUUAAAGAAGUUUUACGUGUAUCACCAAUUGUUCCAGUUGUUAUUCAUUCAACAUUAGAAGAUUUUAAAUGGCGUAAAUUUCAUAUUCAAAAACGUACACAAUUUGGUGCAAAUAUUAUUGCAUUACAUCAUUCGGUUCAUUGGAAAGAUGCAAAUAAUUUUGAUGUUAACCGUUGGCUUGGAGAUAAUUUAUCAUCAAUUCCAACUCAUUCCUAUUCACCAUUUGGUUUUGGUCCACGUGCAUGUAUAGCAGAAAAACAUUUAUUUAAUUUAUUAACUGGUAUUCUUGCUGUAUUUUUAUAUCAUAAUGAUUUUGAAAAAACUGGCCCAUUACCUGAAGCAACUUCAGGUACAUUUGGUUUGGCUAAUAUGCCACCAAAAUAUACACUUAAAGCUACACCAUUUACUACACGUUCAUAG